CUUGUCCUUCCCUAAAACGAACCAUCGUUGUAUCCGUCGACCAGGAUGAACUUGUUCCAGCCCCGGAAUAAGGAAAAUUCCCCAGACGAUGAUCAAGUUACAUUAAUUGGAAGUUUUGCGGAUAUCAUUGCCCAGGGCGUGUCGUGGAAGGAUUUCUUCCGAGCGUGUGUCCCGCCGAGGAUCGUGUGGACGUCGGUAGACUGCUGCUGCCUCACGGACCAAUCCCAAGCCCCCAUCGACCACAAUUAUGCGGUUGAUCUCGUUGUCCAAGUCCCGUCGAUUGACAGCAAGCAGGUUCUCCAUAUAUCGGCCCAGAAUGCGCAAGCCGCCGUGGGUACCCUUGCCGGUUUGUUGUUGCUCUUGGCGAACGGCAAGGACGAACUCGAACUCACGUUCCAAAGUUUCGCGACGCAACCGAGACAUCCCUUUCCCCCUUUGGCCAGCGACACGGGGCUCGCAACGGUAUUGUCCGCCAAGCACAAGAUUGUCGCUGUGCGGUUGCAGUUUGUGGACGUGGAUGAUUCGACCUGCCAGCUGCUGGCCAAAACGAUACCGCGGAUGGAGUAUCGACAGUGCACCGUAGAGGGACUGCAUCAGGCCGUCGCGUCCAACCAAUGUCCCUCCAAACUUACCAUAAGCUGCACUCUGCAAGAGUUCGCCAAGUUUGGUACGGGACUGGGUGGAAAUUCGGUCGUCCGAAGCAUGGACUUGUUGCUGCACUUUUGGCUACAGGGAGAGCCAUUGCACGAUUUCUGUAGAGGUCUAGAACACAAUCUUGGCUUGGAAACACUCGUCAUCCGCUAUCUCGAUAUUAAUGAUGAUGGCUGGACUAUGCUGUUUCACGCACUACGGUUCCACCCUACCCUGCAGACGCUCUGUUUGCAAUUUACCGACGACUUUGUGGACAACUUUCGUAGGUUGACACCGGAGCGUCGGACGCAACGGACGCAAGUAGUUCUGGACUUUUUGGAGGAAAACCGCGUUAUUCAAAAUGUUACGUGGCCUAUCUUCCAGCAAGAUCAAGAGCUUAUGGACGACAUUAAGAGUCGACUCGAACGCAAUCGUGGAACUGGGGAAGAGCGGGAGCACUCGUAA
Messenger RNA from Phaeodactylum tricornutum CCAP 1055/1, 1095 nucleotides. RefSeq lists its product with no specific name. Bases 46 to 1095 code for a protein of 349 amino acids. The transcript has a single exon. Lineage: Eukaryota; Bacillariophyta; Bacillariophyceae; Surirellales; Neidiaceae. The record is from RefSeq and is a predicted model, not a curated record.